GAUCUACCCGUAGACCGUAGAUUGAUACUUUUCUUCCCAUUGAAACGUUAAUCAUUUGAAAGAAACCUCCAUUUUAUUUAGUGGGAAUGAUCGUGUUUGAGCUGUAAACGAUAUUUUUUUACGUAUAAACCGUAGCUACUGAAAUGAUCAAUCUUUUGACGAAGUUCCACUGAUCCCAAUGCCCCACGUUGUGCUGCCUUCAUAAACAAUCGAUCAACAAACUCCCGUAUUGUCAAGGCAAUUAGAAAAAUCUUGCUGCCGCUUCAUCUACCCAUACCCAUCUUAUCUUUUCGAUUCCGGGUUUACAGUGAGAGUGAGCGGUAAAAAGGGGGAACAUAGAUGGCGAUGGGCAGCAACUAUGGUGGGUUUGAUUAAGAAAUUUCAACAUACUUGUGCGUUCAUUUGCUUUGUUAAUUUGGUGCUUACCCAGUUGAUUUUGUAUCAGUUUUUGCUUACAUGGAGAGUUUAGAACGUGGAGGUAGUUGAAGCGGCACGGAGUUGAAGCUCUCUGUAUGAAGGAAGAAUUUCUGAGUGGAUUUAGCGAUUCUAGUUCCUUGUUUUUUCGGUGGGUUUUGUAGCUUCAGUUUUCAUGGCGGAAAGUUUAGAAGAGGUCUACCUCCAUGGCGAUCUCGACCUUAAAAUCAUUGCGGCCGUUCAUUUGCCUAACAUGGACAUUGUAUCUGAUAAUCUCCGUCGUUGCUUCACGGCCUGUGGUACUGUCAAUUACUCUGCCAUUAAAUCCGUCGCAACCAAGUCUCGUUCUGUUGCCGGUGAGGCGAAAGCCCACCAUGGCCAUGGAAAAAUUAUCACCAGUGAUCCAUAUGUUACCGUCCGGGUUCCUCAAGCCACCGUCGCUCGGACUCGGGUCAUAAAAAAUUCCCAGAAUCCCCAUUGGAAUGAGCAUUUCGUUAUCCCUCUUGCACAGAAGAUGGCCGAGUUGGAAUUUCAGGUGAAAGACGAUGAUGUCUUUGGAGCUGAAGUUAUGGGGACGGUCAAAAUCCCUGCUCAGGACAUUGCCUCCGGUAAGACAAUUAGUGGGUGGUAUACGGUGAUUGGCUCAAAUGGCAAGCCACCAAAGCCCGACACUGCACUUCGAAUCGAAAUGAAGUUCACCUCAGUUGAAGAAAAUCCAAUAUAUCGACACGGCAUUGCUGGAGAUCCCGAGCAUAGGGGUGUGCAGCACACUUAUUUUCCUGUCAGGAAAGGGAGCUCCAUGAGAUUGUACCAAGAUGCUCAUGUGCCUGAUGGGCUACUCCCGCAGAUUGAAUUGGAUGGAGGGAAUGUUUAUAGACAAGAGAAAUGUUGGGAGGAUAUCUGCUAUGCUAUAUCAGAGGCUCAUCAUAUGAUUUAUAUCGUCGGUUGGUCCGUCUUUCAUAAGGUGAAGCUGGUUAGAGAGCCAACCAGGCCGUUACCGCGAGGUGGAGAUUUGACUCUUGGUGAUCUCCUGAAAUACAAAUCAGAAGAGGGUGUCAGAGUUCUGAUGAUGAUUUGGGAUGACAAGACUUCUCAUGAUAAGUUCUUCAUUAACACGGAAGGAUUGAUGCAGACGCAUGACGAGGAAACCAAAAAAUUUUUUAAACAUUCUUCUGUGAUCUGUGUGCUUUCACCUCGCUAUCCAAGCGGCAAGCUAAGCUAUGUGAAACAGAAGGUUGUAGGGACUGUCUUCACACACCAUCAAAAAUGUGUCCUUGUUGAUACACAGGGAUAUGGUAAUAAUAGAAAGAUAACUGCUUUUCUUGGAGGUCUUGAUCUCUGCGAUGGUCGUUAUGAUACACCUGAGCAUCGAUUGUUUCACGACCUUGACACAGUAUUUAAGGAUGAUUUUCAUAAUCCUACAAUUCCUCCUGGAGCCAAAGCUCCAAGGCAACCAUGGCAUGAUUUGCACUGUCGGAUUGAUGGGCCAGCUGCUUAUGACUUGCUUAUAAACUUUGAGCAACGUUGGAACAAAGCCACAAGAUGGACAGAGUUUGGACUACGGUGCAGGAGAAUUACUCACUGGCAUGAUGCUUUAAUAAAGAUAGAGCGUAUUUCGUGGAUACUAAGCCCUCACGUAACUCUCUUAGAAGACGGUUCUACAAAAGUUCCUGAAGAUGACCCAAAAGUAUAUGUUUCAAAGGAAGAAGAUCCUGAAAAUUGGCAUGUUCAGAUAUUUCGAUCCAUUGACUCUGGUUCAGUUAAAGGAUUUCCAAAAGAUGUCCAUCUCGCCGAGUCACAGAACCUUGUUUGUGCCAAAAACCUGGCUAUUGAGAAAAGCAUUGAAAUGGCAUAUAUCCAAGCUAUCAGAUCAGCACAACAUUUUAUUUAUAUCGAAAAUCAGUACUUUAUUGGAUCGUCAUAUGGAUGGCCAGGGUAUAAAAAUGCCGGGGCUGAUAAUCUCAUUCCCAUGGAGUUGGCCCUUAAGAUUGCGAGCAAAAUAAGAGCCAAGGAAAGAUUUGUUGUAUAUGUUAUCAUACCAAUGUGGCCUGAGGGAGAUCCAAACAGCGGUCCCAUGCAAGAGAUCCUUUAUUGGCAGGGACAAACAAUGCAAAUGAUGUAUGACAUUGUUGCAAGUGAAUUGAAGUCAUCAGGGCAACCAGAUUUGCACCCUCAAGACUUCCUAAAUUUUUACUGCCUUGGAAAACGGGAAGAAAUUCCUGAGAAUGGGCCAACCACUGAUGAUCCAACGGCAUGUAAUUCGCUAAAAAAUCGACGGUUUAUGAUUUACGUGCAUGCCAAGGGGAUGAUAGUAGAUGACGAAUAUGUAAUUAUUGGGUCUGCAAAUAUUAACCAAAGAUCUAUGGCUGGAACAAAGGACACGGAGAUAGCCACAGGCGCAUAUCAACCGCAUCAUACGUGGGCGAAGAAAAAGAAGCACCCACACGGUCAGAUUUACGGAUACAGAAUGUCGUUGUGGAGUGAGCAUCUUGGAAUGCUAAAUCCAUGUUUUGAGGAGCCAGAAACUUUGGAAUGUGUCAGAAAAAUCAAUGGGAUUGCUGAGGAUAACUGGAACAGAUUCGUAGACAAUGAAUUCCGGACAUUGCAAGGCCACCUUCUCAGGUAUCCGGUGCUCGUGGACGAUGAUGGGAAAAUCAACCCUCUGCCGGGACAUGAAAACUUCCCUGAUGUAGGGGGGAAGAUAAUAGGUUCUCACUCAGCUGCAAUUCCUGAUGUUGUGACCACAUAGUCUCAUUCUUGUAGCAUCAAUGGUUCCUUUUUGCAAGUUUGGUGUUAGGCUCUGUAAAUUUCAUGCCAAACCAAGAUAGCUGCCACUGGUAGAAUAAACCUCUUGACACGGAGUCGAACCAGGUGAAUGGGAAAGAGAGUUGAUCACAUACUAGGGUCACUGACCAGUAGGCAAGUUUUACUGUCGAAAAAGAUAAUUAACAUCACAUAGUUUUUGCUUUAUUUAGGGUGGAUUUUCUUCCUUAUUCAUUUAUGCUUGUAUGUAUUUACAUGGAGUUGAACUGUGAAUGUGAGUAUAAGGAUGUUGUGGUAUAUCAUUCAUAUUCCUUCAAAUAAAUUUUUAAUUUGUUGUUCGAUUGUA
Cucumis melo (muskmelon) is the source of this 3523-nucleotide messenger RNA. RefSeq names its product phospholipase D delta. Gene Ontology annotation, biological process: phosphatidylcholine metabolic process; phospholipid catabolic process. The coding region runs from base 590 to 3163 and encodes 857 amino acids. Lineage: Eukaryota; Viridiplantae; Streptophyta; Magnoliopsida; Cucurbitales; Cucurbitaceae. Gene Ontology annotation, molecular function: D-type glycerophospholipase activity; calcium ion binding. The transcript is spliced from 12 exons. The record is from RefSeq and is a predicted model, not a curated record. Gene Ontology annotation, cellular component: plasma membrane.